UCGUACGUCGAAGCUGCACUUGUCGCUUCCUGUGUGUGUUGCCAGCUGAGCUGUUUGGAGAGAGGUGAACGACACAGGGCAAGGCGCUGCAGAGGAUGCUCCCAGGGUUUUGUACACAUUUGUAAUUGCUAUCUCCCAAAUGGAGGAGCUGAAAGAAAGCUUGGUGUUUAAAGGAGUAGCUGAGAGACUGACGCUUGGUAUCACUCGAAUACUCGAGAACAUGCCGGGUGUGGCUGAUGUGCGUUUUGCAGAGAGGGAGCCUGCAGAGAAGAGGAGCCUGCUGUCAUGGGAACAGAGAAACACUUGUAUUCUGCCUGAGGACCUGCGAGAUUUCUAUCUGACAACGGAUGGAUUUACACUAACCUGGAGCGUUAAACUAGACAAUGAGUGCGUUCCCUUAGGAUGCAUGAUGAUAAACAGUGUGGCCAGGCUGUGCCCGCUGCUCCAACCAGUAGCUAUAUUCUCUCUACCCAAUGCACCCUCACUGGUCGACCUGGACUGGGAGGAGAGCAACACAGAAAGUGGGACAGGGCGUGCUCCCGCUGCACCACAUUUUGAUUCCCGGAGCCGCAUCUUCGAGCUGGAUUCCUGUGGUGGGAAUGGCAAAGUGUGCCUAGUCUACAAGAACUGCACCUCAGGUGUCGUAGCCCAGCAGAGUGAAAUUUGGUUCCUUGACCGCUCGCUGUGCUGGCAUUUUCUGACAGCAACCUUCACCUCCUACUACAGACUGAUGAUCACCCACCUCGGUCUGCCUGAGUGGCAGUAUGCAUUCACCCCUUACGGUCCCAGCCCUCAGGCCAAGCAGUGGGCAUCACUCUACCAGCCGCUGAUUUUCAGCACUGAGCAUAGCUUUGCCGAUCCUGCUGGAGAUUCCUAUCUCAAUAAACUGGAUCCUACAAAGGCCUUCAGAGGCAAAGCCAAGGUACCCGUCCUCAAGAAGAAGCAGUCGACACAGGGCAGCUCUGGGAGCGCUGCCAAGAGCCAAGGCAGCGCAGGAAAACACCCUGGUGCAAAGCGGUGAGACCGUCCCCAUUUGAGGAAAACAUUUCAGAGAACUCUAUUGUCCAUACAGCAAACAUGGCUUAGAAGAGCAGUCUGCUAUUCAGCCAGUAACUGGUGUGAUAGCAGCUGUAAUCUCCAUGAGAGCAUCCCAUCCAAAACUAAGCUGGGAAUGCCACAUUUCUAAAUGGAUGCAUAAUCAGCAUUUUCUUCAGCUCAACACAAGGCUGCACUGGUCUGAAAAUGUGUGUCUGACUUGAUUAUAUGUCAGAGGUGAUUAUAAAACACACGUGAUAAUCUUGA
Acanthopagrus latus (yellowfin seabream) is the source of this 1302-nucleotide messenger RNA. It is a transcript of the gene tpgs2, whose product is annotated as tubulin polyglutamylase complex subunit 2. The transcript is spliced from 7 exons. Lineage: Eukaryota; Metazoa; Chordata; Actinopteri; Spariformes; Sparidae. Gene Ontology annotation, biological process: protein polyglutamylation. The record is from RefSeq and is a predicted model, not a curated record. The coding region runs from base 140 to 1021 and encodes 293 amino acids.